GGAUCCCUGCCACAGGUCCUGUGCCCUGUCCUGACAAUGUGGUCACAGACGGAUCUGUGUGUGACAAACCUGCGCUAACUACGCGCGUGAAUGCAUGCAUGGAAAACCGACAAAAUCUGCUGAAGGCCUGUGGAUCUUCAUGAAGGUCAGUUUCCUAGUUGUGAUACUGUAUUAGAGUGAUUCCAGAUGUUACCACUGUGGGAACAGACUGCAGCCCAGAGAUGUCUCAUCUUGCCUAACUUCAGUCCUAUAAUCGGGAAUUUCUGACUGUGCACCCGGAGCUCUCUCAUUACAGACGGGUCUUUAAUAACGUCAGGCUUCACUUGAGAUCCCGAGAAAGGAAGGAAAAAACAAAAAACCCCACCCGCAAAAGAGCAAGACGGCAGAGUAGGAGAACUCGUCCGAAGAGAGGUACUAAGGCGCGGAGAGGAGUAACUGUCAGGCCCUUCGUCCUUCUCCUCCCUCCCGCGCCCCCUUCAACUGUCUGACAUUUUCUUGGGGAAGAAAUUCGCAACUGGAUUAAGGCAAAGUGCUGUUGCCAAGGCGCAGCAGGCGGCACAGGGGGCAGGACUCCCGACCAGCCACAGAGCGGCGACACCUCCGUGGCCACCCGGACCGGAGGGACCAGCGGCGCACAGGGCCACUCGCCCGCCAGCCCGGCAGAGCAGGGACACUUGGGACGUCGAAGCCGGAGUGACAGGCGGAGACAAGCGCAGGGAAGUGACCCGGCGCCGCAGAAAGCAGGUGUGAACGCCCACCGGCCGUGCUCACUGGCAUCACAUGCCCUCCUCCCAUGUCGGUCGAACACGCAGACAUCCGGGUCAAGAGUUACAACGUGAGCUCCAGGGAGCGGUACACAUGUAACUCUGGCUUCAAGCGUAAAGCUGGGACAUCCAGCCUGACCGAAUGCGUGUUCAACAAGACCAUGAACGUGGCCCAGUGGACAAUUCCCAAUCUCAAGUGCAUCAGAGACCCCUCCCUGACUCACCUAAGGCCAUCCUCCACAGAAGUGCCAGCAGGGGUGACCCCAGAGCCACAGAGCACCUCCCUUUCUGGAAAAGAACCAGCUUUCACUUCCACGUCAGACACCACAGUGGCCACAAAGCCCGAUACUGUGCCAGGCUCCAGGCCGAUGCCAUCAAAGCCUCCUGCUACAGGAACCACAGGGCCGAUCAGUCAGGAACCCUUCCAAGCCCCACCUCAGACAACGGCAAAGGCCUUGGAACGCACUCCCUCCGCCUCACAGGAGACGCCAGGUACAUAUUCAUACAAUUCUGGAGCUGUGACUGUGGCAAUCUUCACACCUGUCGCUGUGCUCGGGGUAGUAUGUGCGGUGCUUCUUCUGGUCUGUUACCGAAAAUCCAGGCAAACUUCGCAGACACCCAGUGUUGAAAUGGAAAGCAUGGAAGAGAUGCCAAUGACUAGGGGAACCAGCAGAAGAGAGGAGGAUGCAGAAAACUACCCACACGACCUGGGACACUCAGGGGGAGACUGAGGGCAGCAGAGACUUGAGCGAAGGCGCCAACCCUGCCCUAGCCGAAGAGGACCUGGAAACGACUCAAGGAGCUGGGCACCAGGAAACAGCCCAUCAGGAUGAUAAAACAAACGUCUUGGCAUCAUUUUAUCAACAGCACCCAGCCAAGACACCUCCUAGGCUCUGCAGUCUCAGGAUGGAUGCUCGGGACCCGUCCUGCCCUGCCCGGCCUCAGGUGUAGGGCUGCCUUCCCCAGAUCCCAGCAGUUGAAGCUUUCCUGGGAGUGGCUGAAGGCCUCGGCUUUCCUUUUAUUUCAUUGUGACAUUUAUUUGGGAUAGCUUAGCAGCUUGACUAUUCCACCCCUCAUCCUGACUUGCAGUUUACAGAGAAAAGAAAUACACCUGAGACUCUAAGAUAAUUCUGAGUCUCCUGCUGGCUUAAGAGAUGUCUACAAGGAUGACAACAGUGUUGCAGCUCCAAACGCUGUCCCUCUACUGAGGUGCUCUGCAGGCACUGAAAGGGAGCAAAGAGGUAUCGUGCCCCAUCAAUCCACUUAAGGAUUCACAAAGAAGGAAACUGAACUCAGUGACAUUUUCCAUGUAUAUGCAUUUCUAUUUAUACUCCCUAUUAUAUCUACAUAUUUUAUAUAACUGUUAUUUUGAAAUUGUGCCUUGUAUAAACAAAAUGUCUAUUUUCAAUAUAAAAAAAAAAUGCACUGAAAGAAUCACUGAGAAGAAAUGUGCCAUGAAUAAAAAAGAGGAGAAAGAGCGGGAA
Messenger RNA from Leptonychotes weddellii (Weddell seal), 2248 nucleotides. Lineage: Eukaryota; Metazoa; Chordata; Mammalia; Carnivora; Phocidae. The record is from RefSeq and is a predicted model, not a curated record.